Panthera uncia (snow leopard) is the source of this 1775-nucleotide messenger RNA. RefSeq names its product RasGEF domain family member 1A (gene RASGEF1A). NCBI's taxonomy places the organism in Eukaryota, Metazoa, Chordata, Mammalia, Carnivora, Felidae. Bases 19 to 1461 code for a protein of 480 amino acids. The record is from RefSeq and is a predicted model, not a curated record. Gene Ontology annotation, biological process: Ras protein signal transduction; positive regulation of GTPase activity. The transcript is spliced from 12 exons. Gene Ontology annotation, cellular component: plasma membrane. Gene Ontology annotation, molecular function: guanyl-nucleotide exchange factor activity.
CUUCUCUCCCAGGAAACUAUGCCCCAGACGUCCGUCGUCUUCUCCAGCAUACUUGGGCCCAGCUGUAGUGGACAGGUGCUGCCCGGCAUGGGGGAGCGAGGAAGUGGGGCCAGCAGCUCCGGGGACCUCGUCUUCCAAGAGGGACGCCUCAUCUCUGGGUCCCUAGAGGCUUUGAUGGAGCACCUGGUCCCCACAGUGGACUAUUACCCGGAUAGGACAUACAUCUUUACAUUUCUCUUGAGCUCCCGGGUCUUCAUCCCCCCUCAUGACCUGCUGGCCCGCGUGGGGCAGAUCUGCCUGGAGCAGAGGCAGCAGCUGGAGACCGGGUCUGAGAAGGCCAAGCUGAAGUCCUUCUCAGCCAAGAUUGUGCAGCUGUUAAAGGAGUGGACAGAAGCCUUCCCCUACGACUUCCAGGAUGAGAAGGCCAUGGCUGAACUGAAGGCCAUUACCCACCGGGUCACGCAGUGUGAUGAGGAGAAUGGCACAGUGAAGAAGGCCAUUGCCCAAAUGACACAGAGCCUGCUGCUGUCGCUGGCUGCCCGGAGCCAGCUUCAGGAGCUGCGGGACAAGCUUCGCUCACCGGCGAUGGACAAAGGGUCUGUCCUCAAGACUAAGCCGCCAGCCACUCAGAAGGACAUCCUGGGCGUGUGCUGUGACCCCCUGGUGCUGGCCCAGCAGCUGACUCAUAUCGAGCUGGAGAGGGUCAGCAGCAUUCACCCUGAGGACCUGAUGCAGAUCGUCAGCCACAUGGACUCUCGGGACAAGCACCGGUGCCGAGGGGACCUGACCAAGACCUAUAGCCUGGAGGCCUAUGACAACUGGUUCAACUGCCUUAGCAUGCUAGUGGCCACCGAGGUGUGCCGGGUGGUGAAGAAGAAGCACCGGACCCGCAUGCUAGAGUUCUUUAUUGAUGUGGCCCGGGAGUGCUUCAACAUCGGGAAUUUCAACUCCAUGAUGGCCAUCAUCUCUGGCAUGAACCUCAGUCCUGUGGCGAGGCUGAAGAAAACGUGGUCCAAAGUCAAGACGGCCAAGUUUGACGUCUUGGAGCACCACAUGGACCCAUCCAGCAACUUCUGCAACUACCGCACUGCCCUGCAGGGGGCCACUCAAAGGUCCCAGAUGGCCAACAGCAGCAGAGAGAAGAUUGUUAUCCCUGUAUUCAACCUUUUCGUUAAGGACAUUUACUUCCUGCACAAAAUCCAUACCAAUCACUUGCCCAAUGGGCAUGUUAACUUUAAGAAAUUUUGGGAAAUCUCCAGACAGAUCCAUGAGUUCAUGACAUGGACUCAGGUAGAGUGUCCCUUCGAGAAGGACAAGAAGAUUCAGAACUACCUGCUCACGGCACCCAUCUACAGCGAGGAAGCUCUCUUCAUCGCCUCCUUUGAAAGUGAAGGUCCUGAAAACCACAUGGAGAAGGAUAGCUGGAAGACUCUCAGGACGACUCUCCUUAACAGAGCCUGAAGGCACGGAUGCAGCCUGCAGACGCGGGACGAAGCACACACAUGCACUGAGUUUUAAUCUUGAUUGAUAAGGGUUGAGAUGAGGAGGCCUCACUGGUUGGGGUCCAUUUUGUAUAUAACUUUUAUGAAAAAAAAAAAGUAAUUAUUUCAUGCAUCAACCUUUGGCACUUACAAAAGUUUUUUUGUUUGUUUAUUUUAAAUAACAGGGCAGGGCCCUGCUUCGGGGAGGGUGGGGAAAGAGUAUCAUGGGAGAUGGCAUCCAUGAUAACAUCUUAUUCUAAUGAAAUGUAGAUUUUUAUUUUCUACUUUUGAUUA